ACCCACAAACUAUGAGAUCAUGACAUGAGCUGAAAUUACCUGACUUAACUGACUGAGCCACCCAGGCGCCCCGUCCUGUUAAUUUUGAAUAUAACCUAAGUAUAUUCUUCAAGCUUUCAAAAGAUUUCCUUAUAAGCCCCUUAUCAGUUACCUAUGACCGUACAAUAAACCAUUCUAAAACAACAGCCAUUUUAUAUGCUCAUGAAUCCGUAUUCUGGGCUGGGUUCAUUUGGGCUGUUCUUCAGCUGUGACUGCCAUUGUCAUCUGGUGACCCACGUGGUCUGGCUUCCCUCACGUGGCUGUUGCCUCAUCUGAGAUGGCCAGACAGGGGCUGGCUGCUUCCCCCUCCCUGCUGCUAUCCGAUGGUUCAGACUCUCCUAUGUGGCAGCUUUAUGGGGCAGCUUCUAGAAGGCAAAGGCAGAGCUGCCGGGCCCGUUAGGGCCUCAGCCUGGAAGUGGUACAGUGUCACUUCUGCCACACUGUACUAGUCAAAGCCAAUGACAAGCCCAGCCCAGAUGAAUGGGGGAGGAAACAGACUCCAGCUCUUGCCGGGGAGAGUGGCUCACGCGCACAGGGACGGGACGGAUUUUCAGUGGCCAUCAUCGCCCCCAGUCCACCACAGCUCCCUGCGUUUCAUUUUUGCUGUCUGCAUACACAGAUUUUACCUCAUCUGUGAUCCAUCCAUGUUACCUCAUUUAACCUUUCCGGCAUAUCUUUAAAAGGAACACCGCCUCCAUUUUAUGAUGAGAAAACUGAGGCUCAGAGAUGGCAAACACUCGGCUGCUGUCACAGCAGAGCUGGGAGGCGGACGAGACUGGUGCGAAAGCCGGAGAGCCUUGCCUUAGGCUCUGCCUCCCCCAGAGAUGAGGAAAGGUGCUCUUCCCCAAGGACGCCCACCCCAGAGGCCAGGAACUCCCAAACCACUCCCAAACAAACUCCCACGAGGCCCCGGGAGUACGUUAUGUGCAUUAAAGCCAACUGGGCAACUCUGUAGAUCAUUAUUUUAAUAAUCUAAGGAUCUCUGUAACAGGCUUCAUAAACUCAUAAGAGGCAUUCAUUUAAGGACGCAGCACUUUUUACUUGGAUUUUGCCCAGCCAAAGAUCAAGUCAUUGAUGCUCUUUCUCCAAGUGUAAUUUGAUAAUCAUUCACUUUCUGUCUUUUCACUUUUCACUUUUCAAUUUUGCUGUGGAUGAGAUAGAAGGGUGCUGCUUCUGCAGGGAGAACAAACACUUUCUCCUGGAGAAAGCUGUUUGAGAAAAUCCACCUCCCCCGUUUUAUUGGACGAUUAAAGAAAAAUAAUCCAAGGUCAACUUUGCAUUUGUCACCGAGCGGGUAAAAGUGUCACAGGCUGACAGCAGAGGGAUUUGUGUCUGUGGAAAUUCAGUGAUUCUGUGGUGCUGUUGGACACCUCCGUUCCGAGCAGGCAGCUGCUGGGGGAUAAUUGGGGAUCUGACUGCCUUUGAGGACUGCUUCUAGUGAACGUUUGAGACUCAACUGCCUUUUCACCGCCUCUUCAGUAGCCACUCACCUCAGUCUCCAAAACAGAAGUUCUGACAUAGUAUUUUAAUGUGGGCAUUUGAUUCAGUGCAGGAGAUAAAUAUAACCCUGUGUAGUACGGAGAAGGUUUAAUGGGAAAUGGUUGGCAUUCUUUCUUGGUAAAGGCAUGGGGAAAGGAGAGGGAGACAGGAGAGAGAGGGAGAGGGGGAGGGGGAGGGGGGAGAGAGAGGCGCAAACAGCAGUGAGGAAGACAAAGGCAGAGAUAAGCAGGGCUUCCCGAGCAGCCUUGCCUAGAGAACUUGACACUUGCCAGACCCCAGCCAGCAUGGUUGUCCUGAAUCCAGUGACUUUGGGAAUCUAUCUGCAGCUUUUCUUCCGCUUUAUCGUGUCUCAGCCUACUUUCAUCAACAGCGUCCUCCCAAUUUCAGCAGCUCUUCCCGGCCUGGAUCAGAAGAAGCGUGGCAGCCACAGAGCAUGCUGCCUCCUGACGCCCCCUCCACCCCCGCUGUUCCCACCACCAUUCUUCAGAGGAGGCCGAAGCCUGCUUCUCUCCCCAGACAUGAAGAAUUUCAUCCUGGAACUGGAGACCACACAGUCCUCAUGUGUGCAAGGAUCACUCGGCUCCCCUGGGCCCCCUGGCCCCCAGGGUCCACCGGGACUUCCUGGCAAGAUAGGACCAAAGGGAGAAAAGGGGGAGCUUGGCCUACCAGGAAGAAAGGGUAGACCUGGCCCCCCGGGUGUUCCUGGCAUGCCUGGGCCAGUCGGCCCUGAAGGACCCAGGGGUGAAAAAGGUGACCUGGGUGUGAUGGGCUUGCCAGGGUCAAGAGGACCAAUGGGCUUCAAGGGCUACCCUGGAUCCAGAGGGGAAAAGGGAUCCAGAGGUGAAAGGGGUGACUUGGGUCCCAAAGGAGAAAAGGGUUUCCCGGGAUUUCCUGGAAUGUUGGGGCAGAAAGGUGAAAUGGGUCCAAAGGGGGAGCCUGGGAUAGCAGGACACAGGGGACCCAGAGGAAGACCAGGAAAACGAGGCAAGCAGGGGCAGAAGGGAGAUAGUGGAGUAAUGGGCCCACCAGGCAAGCCUGGGCCUUCUGGUCAACCUGGCCGUCCAGGUCCCCCAGGCCCCCGGCCCUCUGGACAACUUGUGAUGGGACCCAAAGGGGACAGAGGAUUUCCCGGGCCUCCAGGAAGUUGUCUUUGUGGAACCCCUACGAAUGUGAAUAACCCCUCCUACAGGGAAUCCAUGUAUGGGUCCAGCUCCCCUCAUGUUCCUGUGAUUUUUGUGGUCAACAACCAGGAGGAGCUCGAGAGGCUGAACACCCAAAACGCCAUUGCCUUCCGCAAAGAUCAGAGAUCUCUGUACUUCAAGGACAGCCUUGGCUGGCUCCCCAUCCAGGUGACCCCUUUCCACCCUGUGGACUAUACUGUGGACCACCGUGGCUCCUGCGGGGAUGGAGUCCUGCAGCCCGGGGAGGAGUGUGAUGAUGGAAAUGAUGACGUGGGUGACAGCUGCAUCAGCUGUCACCGGGCCUACUGUGGAGAUGGUCACCAGCACAAGGGAGUGGAGGACUGCGACGGCUCUGACUUUGGCCACCUGACCUGCGAGACCUAUCUCCCUGGGUCGUAUGGGGACCUGCAGUGCACCCCCUACUGCUACAUCGACUCCACGUCCUGCCGCUACUUCACGUGAAGGGCCUUUGCGGAGAAGGCAGGCUGCAUCCCACAGGAUCGGCAGCAGCUUUUCCACCCUCAUCAAAUUGACUUCACACCCCCCGGUCCGGUUUCCGUCACCUUCGUGUGACAAAAAUAAGGACGAGCUCUUGCUGCUAAGACAUGCUUUUAAUUCGGUCCAACCGGAAGAACUUAGGACCACUGCACCCUGUCUUAAUCUGAGGUACCGGAGAACCUUCCACAUGCCCCCGCUGGGAACCGUUUUCCCAUUGCUACCAUCCAGCCAAAUCGCCGACCUACAGUGCCCUUUUUCUUCGGAAUGUUACCAACCCAGACCGUGGACUUGGCUCACAACUGUUACCUACGCCUAGACCUGCAGGGCUUUUUGAAUUUGUCGUCAUCCCAUCUGGGUCAUGUGGUGGACAGGCCUCCCCACUCCUCUGACCUCCAGAAACGUGGGCAUUCUCACCCGGGGCAGCCGGCCGUCAGGUCUCUCCAGGCCUGUGAACCACAAAGCAGGGAAAUGAACCCGCCUUCUUGGAGUGGCUCCCAGCUCUGCACCCGCUGAGGAACCCCUCAACUGGCCACAGCCCAGCACAGCCUCAUGUGGAUGCAGCUCCCCCAAGAAGGGACCCAACUGUGAAAAAGCCCUGAGAAAGCCACCAAACCGGUGCUCUGCCCCUGGGAAAGGGCGGAGGCCCAGCUGGGUGCUCAGCUUGUGAACAGAACAGUGGCCUUCCUGCUUCUCAGUGUUUCCCAAGAGGGUAGCUUCUAUAGUUUCACCAUCCCCAGCACCACCUUGACCUCGUGGCUCUCAGUACUUGGACCUCUGUGUUGUGAAUGCCCCUUAUGUCCAUCUCUUGUUCAGGAGAUUCACCACCGGAGGGUGUGACUUCCUGAGCCUACACUUGGGCGGGCUUUUGGUGUUUCCGGUCCUUCGGAGAAUGCCACCCCGGGUCUCCCCAUAUGAGGCCCUACGACUGAAUACCUGUUCUAGGCAGAGACCAUUUCUGUCCUGAGCUCCAGCUCCUGGCUGCCUGCUGACUCCUGUGCACACCCUGUGACCUUCCCAUUGUGUCUCUGGAGUGCAGAGCCUUGCCCUCGUGUGCCUGAGCCCCUCGUGUUUCUGCAGGGUCGUUAGUCUGGCAUGACUGUGAGCUGCCUUGUACCACCAUCUUUCCUGAGUGGGGCUGAGCUUUGUUUUGGAAAGAUGUCUCCCCAGUGGCAGACCUCAAAUGGGAUUUCCUUGUUUGUUACCAGAUGGAGGGACGCUGUUGAGCUUUUGUACAGAGUACUUUAACAUGCCUGAGUCUUGGGGACUCAGCAGACAAGAGCUUCUGGCCCAGUGGGCCAUCACUAGUGGUCUGUAGCAGAUGGGAUCAACCUGAAGGUGAGGUCUUUAGGGAUGGGCUUCAGACAAGUGCUUCCGGCUCAGCGGGCCGUCACUAGUGGGUCUGUAGCAGAUGGGAUCAGCCCAAGGGUGAGGUGACAGCCCACCAGAGAUGGGCACACUGGCCAGCUGGGUUCCCCCAGGCUCUACUGCACACCUUGGGGGUGAUGUUGCUCCCAUGAAAGCUGCACCCUCAUGCUGGGAUCUCCGGAUAUCAAGAAAUAUAAGCGGUUUGUUUCCCCACUGUGGCUUUUUCUUCCCUGGGGGUUUUGGACCAGAGUCCCAGCAUUACUGGUUGGAAUGAGGGGUCUGAAUUCACUGUUUCUGAGGCUCUGCAGAGGGUUCUAGAAUGUGGAGCAGUCCCACUCAGAGACAAGGGAGGAAACGGAGGUUGAGAGAUAGGGAGGGACUUAGCCAAAGUCACAGAGCCUGGUCUGGCUAACCUAGCCUCACCCCAGCCUUAUUUUAGGACCCUGUUUAGAACGAGAUGGUGUUCCGGCACUGCCCUUGGAUCUGGCACGAGGGGUCCUGUCCUGGGUCUCUUGCCUUAGAGGGUACCAAUCUGGCCCUCCUCUGGCCAUGACCCUCCCCACGGGGCAGGGAGUCUGUGAGGCCAAGGCGACAUGCCUACUGGACACCCCUCUCCCAGACCGUGUUCCAGGUACCCAGGAGACCACAGCUCUCACCCAAGCGGUCCUGAGCCUGAGGCCUCUUCCCCAAGUCUGCCUGCCUGAGUGUGACCUGCAUACGCCUGUAAGCACGAGGGGUGACCAGGGACAAGCUGUGUUUGGAGGUUGCAGAUGGGGCUCGGAUAGGCGGGCUGGAGUUGCCAGAGAUACACACGAGGCCCCUCUCAGUGCGGGCUGGGCCUUGCUCUCCUCGUGCUGCCACAGAACUUUGAGGAAUCUAAAUAGUCCAUAUUCAAACCCCAGCCUUCUAGGUCUUUAUGAAGGUGUGACUGACAGGUAAGCAGAGAGAACAUAUUUAAGAAUACUCAGUUUGAUUAUAAUGUAAAUACAUAGACAUUUGGUGUGUGAGCCUCCACCUAUGCUCUUGUAACCAGAUCCCACAAUAUUAGAGGGGUCUGUCUCUAAGUAUUGCAAGGGGGGUUCUGAAAGGCCCUGAAAAUAAAAGGGUUCAGAGCCA
Leopardus geoffroyi (Geoffroy's cat) is the source of this 5699-nucleotide messenger RNA. RefSeq names its product collagen like tail subunit of asymmetric acetylcholinesterase (gene COLQ). Gene Ontology annotation, molecular function: heparin binding. The transcript has 18 exons. NCBI's taxonomy places the organism in Eukaryota, Metazoa, Chordata, Mammalia, Carnivora, Felidae. The record is from RefSeq and is a predicted model, not a curated record. Bases 1665 to 3182 code for a protein of 505 amino acids.